AUGGUGGGACACAGCUAUCCGGCGACCUAUCCUGACGUCGGUCAUGGAAAUGGGAGCUAUGGGCAAGCUCCAUACCAGCAAGGACAGCGGCCAGGCUUCCACUCACAGCAGCGACAACCUGUGUUGCUUCCCCCGGGCAAGAACGAUCUCGAAAUUCUGGAGAAUCUAAAGCAAAUUAUCAAGAACGGCCAACACCAAUUCUACCGUGCAGUUCCGCAACCUGAAUCACUGGCUAGGCUUUACUUGGGCAAAAUUCCGACCACUGAAGCAGAGUUAGCUGAGAGGCUUGCACCAAAGGGACCCGCGAAUCCUGAUGCAGCCAACGGGGCCCCGAAAAAUGACGCACCUGGCCCUGAUUCGACGUCCCCUGUUGACACCAGACGACCACCACGUCUGAAGAACAAGGAAAGCUGGGAGUCUAAUAACCGUAGAGCCUCGGUUUCGAACGGAAAUGAACUCGCUUCUCCUCAAAAUGGCGGUCCUUCCAACAACGUCCAAGCACCAGCAGGAGCGAAAGAUGCUCCUCAUCUGAAUGGCAAGACCUCUCCGACAAAGCCUACUAUCACCGUCCCCCAAGACCCCAAUGCGAUGGAUGUGUCUCCAGACUAUUCUCCCACAGGGAUUGAUAUCCCUACAGACAGUGCGGGAGGGCCUUCUUCCAAAGUUCCUGCGUCUCCUUCUAAACCCGAUAUGCUUCCCUCGACUUCAGAAAUCCCUUUGUCUGAGUCGACGAGCCGCUUACCUCCUCCGUCGUCUAAUCUUCCCGAUAAGCCAAACGUGGAUAGCAGAGAGGCUCCAGGUCAACACCCGAAUGGUUGGCAAGGUAGACAUGACCACGACCGUCCUCUAGCUCCGGGCUCUGGAUAUCAGCCGCCAUCUUCUCGCGGGGGUCCCGAUGCUCGCGGUCCUCUCGCAUCGGGGCCUUUCUCUCGUGAUGAUAAGCCUUACGACAGAGAUAACCGAGACCGAGAAUUCGCCAACAGGAAUCGCAGGGAUUGGGCUGAUCGCAGACCUUACGAUCGUUUCCCUCGUAAUAAUACUGACAUGAGACGGCCUCCUCCUGAAGAACGACACUACGAACCGCCUGCUGACAGAGUACCGCCUGCUGACAGAGUCCUGCCUCCUCGAAGAUACGAUCACUUUGUCAAAACCGAAGAAGUUCCCAUCUCCCUUUCUGACCUUGAGCCUCGACCUCAAGAUGUUCGACCUCCAGCCUCCUUUGAUAACCCCUACCCUGAUGAUCGACCGCCGGUUAAUCGCGACUUCAUUCCUUCCACUGACUCGUACGACGGCAGAGAUUUCAUCCCUCGCGGACCCUCUGGCAAAGAUGGUCGGCACAUUGUACCCCCCGGCGAUGAUCAUCCUCCGAGAGGACCUGGCCGAGCUGGUGGCGAUACUUCUGGUGCACCAGGACGGGGUCCGAACGAUGAUGCCGCUCAUGGUCCCCUUGCAUCUGACCGGGACUUCGUUCGGAACGAUGGAUCUCGCUCGCUGUUGAACCAGGACUCGCCCAGCAAGUCCCAACCGGACACCAAACCCCCAGGACCCGCGGCAGUCGACGACGGGAAUCGCGACGGUCGCGAUGUUCCCGUGGGCCCUGAUGCAGUCCCAGUUGCCGAGAAACCUCUUCAUCGAAAUGGUAGCAUUUCUGACGCUUCUCGACCAGCUAACUACGACCGCCAGUCUGAUAGAUUCGCCGGUUCUCCAACCGCCCCCAAAGGUUCUCAUCCCGCUCGGGAUGAUCGCUCCGCUCCUUCUUCAAGGGUUCCUCCUUCUCCGGGCCUUCCUAGGCCUCCCGUUCAACGAGAUUAUCGCGGACAUCAGGGGGAUGGACCACGGAGCUAUCGACCACCUCCCAAUAUAUAUCGCCCUACCUACGACUCCGACAGGCGGCCUGAUCGAAUGGAUGUUGACGAUUCUCGCUACGUAGACAGUCGCUCCUAUCGCCCGUACUCUCCCCCUCCGGACGUGCCUCGAGAUCGAGCGAGGCAACUGCCUCCAUCACCCAGUCGGCCUGUUGCGGAUCCUCAUUAUGACGACCGCAGAUACGGUAAUGCACCUCCAGCUGGCGCUGCGGGCCGCGACUGGUACGGUCAACAGACAUCGAACUAUCAGGCUCAGCGACGUUGGGAAGAGGAUACCUACUAUAAGGAUCGUGGACACUGGGAGGCGCCACUAGACCGGGAUCGCUAUGACCGAGAUGGGCUUGCUCAGCCUCCUGUACAAGCUUGGGACAGGCCUGGUGACCGAGACGCUCGGUAUCCCAGAGGUGGUCCCCCUGGCGCCCCACCGAUCGAUGAUAGAUAUGCCCCGCCAACUCGUCCACCACCCCCAGGUGGUCCUUCUCAGCCAUAUACUUCCCGUGUUCGAGCUAGGAGUCCCAGUCCCCUUCGACGAGGCAGCGGUCCCAUCAUCGAUGAUUCUCGUCCACCUCACAAACGUCCUCGCGACGACUACCCGGUUGCUCCGCCACCUUCUGACUACUAUGCACCUCGAGGGGAACCCAUGCGUCGCCAAACUGGGGAGUACAGCCCGACUGGACCGCCUCCGUCAUCGGGCGGAAGCAGCAGUUUCUAUCCUCCUCCCUCGACCGCCAGUACUGUUGGCGGUGAUCGUGAUUAUGGAAGGAGGGAUUCGGUGAUGGAGUAUAUGCCUCCACCGCCGCACUCGUCGUACAGUCGCCCGAGGUCACCGUCCAUCUCGCAGGGUGGCCGGGCACCAGCCCCGCCAUCUGCGCCUUAUGACAGAGGGCAGUAUGGUAGACCCAACCCUCGUGAUGGACGAGGGAGCUAUAUGCCUCCGCGUGCUUAG
Molecule: messenger RNA, 2811 nt
Organism: Coprinopsis cinerea okayama7#130
Lineage: Eukaryota; Fungi; Basidiomycota; Agaricomycetes; Agaricales; Psathyrellaceae
Exons: 3
Coding region: 1-2811 (936 amino acids)
Source: RefSeq, a predicted model, not a curated record